Hibiscus syriacus is the source of this 1127-nucleotide messenger RNA. Its product is annotated as protein HEAT-STRESS-ASSOCIATED 32-like. NCBI's taxonomy places the organism in Eukaryota, Viridiplantae, Streptophyta, Magnoliopsida, Malvales, Malvaceae. Bases 1 to 867 code for a protein of 288 amino acids. The record is from RefSeq and is a predicted model, not a curated record. The transcript has 5 exons.
AUGUCGCUGUAUUACAGAUGGAAGAAUUUCGAGGAAGACGAGGAUCGACCCGAGAAGCCUCGCCGGUUUGGGGUCACGGAAAUGCGGGGACCCAAUCACACUCUCUUGACCCAGAACGUUCUCCAGGAGAUAUUUGAGUCGAUGGGCCAAUUUGUCGAUGGGCUGAAAUUCUCUGGGGGUUCUCAUAGCUUGAUGCCGAAAUCAUUUCUGAAACAAGUGAUCCACAUGGCUCACCAGCAUGAUGUUUAUGUUAGUACUGGUGAUUGGGCUGAACAAAUGAUUCGUAAAGGCCCUUCAGCUUUUAAAGAUUAUGUUGAGGAGUGUAAGCAAAUGGGGUUUGAUACAAUUGAGUUGAAUGUGCCAUCACUUGAAGUUCCUGAAGAUACUCUUUUGAGAUAUGUGAGAUUGAUUAAAAGUGGUGGCCUAAAAGCCAAGCCUCAGUUUGCUGUCAAAUUCAACAAGUCUGAUAUUCCCACUGGUGGAAAUAGAGCAUUUGGGGCCUAUGUUCCUCCUCCUCCUCCUAGAUCAACUGAACUUAUUGAAGAUGUGGACCUAUUGAUCAGAAGGGCUGAGAGAUGCUUAGAAGCUGGUGCAGAUAUGAUUAUGAUUGAUGCAGAUGAUUUAUGCAAACAUGCUGAUUCUGUACGGGCAGAUGUAAUUGCAAAGGUUAUUGGCCGUCUAGGUCUUGAGAAGAUCAUGUUUGAAGCUUCAAAUGCUAGAGCCUCCGAGUGGUUUGUCAAGCAAUAUGGACCAAGGGUGAAUCUCUUUGUGGAUCAUUCUCAGGUAAUGGAUUUAGAGUGUCUCAGAGGACGCAACCUGGGAAAAAACCAUUCCUCGGUUCUUGGUUCUUCAUAUUUUCUGUUCUGAACUGGUAAAGACUUCUAGAGAUGCAACUCCUCGGUCAUAGUUCGUCGAGUGUUGCAACUUGCAUUUGAUGUGUUAUGUUUGUGCUGUGAGUGUGAAGUUAAAUGGAAAUGAAAACAUUAUAUGCUACUAUUGCAAUAAAGUUGGAAGAAUUCUUGUGUAAGAAACAAUGACCAUGAUACCUUGUUUCUGGGUCCAAUUUUACCAAUUGUGCAUACAUCUUUUCAUCUUUUAGUUAAAGAAUAACCAACAGUCCCUUUCAA